CGUUUGCCUGCUGUACGUAUGCGUUCAUCCGCUCAGUGCGAAUGAGGGAGAGUGUAGGCUAAUAGUUCUUGAAUAUGAUGAUUUUUCCAGUUAUUGCCUUAUUUUCAAUUAUUUGUCUAGCAACUUCUACCGAUUUUUGCUAUGACGAGGGAUACUGUGACCCGUACGCCUGGGGAGACUUCUUCCCCAGCUGCCACCCCCUGCUGGAGUCCCACCACUCGCCCAUCGCCCUGGACUACGCCGUGACCAGAGACGAGGCGCUGGCGCCGCUGCAGCUGGACGGCUUCGACUCGGUGCAGAAAGGGCAGUGGAGGCUACGCAACGAUGGACACACAGUGGUGCUGGAGGUGGGCAGUGGGAUGAGUGUGAGUGGGGGGGGUCUCCCCGGCACCUACAGCACCCUCCAGCUGCACUUCCACUGGGGCAGCCUCGCCACCAACGGCUCAGAGCACACCAUACACUCACACAGAUUCCCCAUGGAGAUGCACAUAAUAAAUAUGAAGACCUCUCAUCCAAACCUGACCAGUGCCAUGGAGGAUCAGACAGGCCUUGCAGUCCUAGCUGUGUUUAUUGAUGUGUCCUACACUGAGAGCUCGGGCUUCAGCCCCAUCACCAAGGCCUUGCCAUCAGUGACCCAUAAAGGUCAGAGUGUCGCGGUCAGGCCGUUCCCAUUGGCCAAUCUCCUCCCUCAGGACCACCUGGGCCUCUACUACCGUUACCAUGGCAGCCUGACCACCCCGCCCUGCUCACAGGUGGUGCUGUGGACCGUAUAUGAGGUUCCCGUGGUCAUCUCCUGGUCUCAGUACGAGCGGUUUGCGGUCGGCGUUUUCUCCACGGAAGAGGAGUCCGACCAGGACGUCCUUCUCCAGAACAACUUCAGGCACGUGCACCCCACCUACAGCCGCCAGGUUCUGGCCUCCAGGGACGCCCAGCUCCCCGGGGCAGCCUGCCCAGCAGCACCUCCUCUCUCUGGGGUCGUCCUGCUCCCCCUCCUGCCUCUGCUCCUCAGCCUCCUGGAGCCCACGUCCUGACCAGCCCCCGGGCCACAGAGAGACGCCCCAGAUCCAGGUCGACUCCGGGCCGAGCUUGGACCAGAUGCACCAGAUCACCUUGAAGGCAUUGAGGGGGCAGGGCUCUGACUUAACUGUGACAAAGGGGUUGUUUCCAUGGAUACCGUACACAUCACACACAAGCAGCUGCCACUGGAAUGCAUCUGGUGCUGAUCUGGAUCCUGAUCUGGAUCCUGAUACUGUAUUCACUUGAUCUGGUUCCAAUCUAGUCCUGAUCUGUUACAUGAACUAAGGGCGCACUCACACUAGGUACAGUUCACCCGUACCGUACUGGAGCACGGUUGCCUCUGGUCCCUGGUCUGCGCUCACACUGCAUAUAUCAAACCGUACUUCGGUACGAUUGAGUUGCUGUGUCCUAGAAUCUUUAUGUUUACAUGUGAUUGUUAAUUGGAACAUUAUUUUGUCAUUAAUGACGUCCUGUGCUUACAUGUGUAGUGUACCAGAGUCCACCUCCUCCAAGCGUAUUAGCGUACCGUACCCCGGUACGGAACGAAGCAAUCGCACUGGUCAAAUGAACCGGACUUUAGGGGCCAAGUGUACUCAGGUACGGUACGAAUUGCCUAGUGUGAGUACGCCCUAAGCCAGAUCUGGUCCAGAUCUGUUUGUAAUCUGGUUUUGAUAUGGUCCAGAUCUGGCUGUGUUCUCCACCUAAUCUGGUCCAGAAUCUGCUUCUCUCUGGGGCACAUGGACCGGGAGACAAAGAGGCCCAUUGGUGCAUAAACUGCCACGGCUAGGAUGGCUGUGAAGCCGAAGCAAAAAGACCACAGAAACCUUACAAGAAACAUGACAUGACUUGAUGCUGCUUAGUGAUUGUGUUUUCCUUCUGAGGUUAACUUUGUUUAGAAUAAACAAACUUGAAUAAACAAAUUAUGGAGGUGACACAA
Molecule: messenger RNA, 1954 nt
Organism: Sardina pilchardus (European sardine)
Lineage: Eukaryota; Metazoa; Chordata; Actinopteri; Clupeiformes; Clupeidae
Gene: car15
Product: carbonic anhydrase 15
Exons: 9
Coding region: 75-1031 (318 amino acids)
Biological process (GO): one-carbon metabolic process
Cellular component (GO): plasma membrane
Molecular function (GO): zinc ion binding; carbonate dehydratase activity
Source: RefSeq, a predicted model, not a curated record